CAUUUUAAUGUUGUCAUUUGUGCCGCCACUCCGGCCGUCGGGAGUGUUUAAUAAUAAACUUGCGCUUCGUGUUUUAUUUUUGGCUCGAGAGUGCGUCAUGUAUUGAUCCACGCGAGGACGACGAGUUGGCGAAACGAGGCGAGCAGUUGUUUUUGUCAAGACUAUGUCGACAAAUAAAACAAAGAAAGUCAAAAUGGCUACGAAAUCUUGUCCCGAAUGCGACCAACAGAUCCCCGUGGCGUGCAAGUCGUGCCCGUGCGGCUACGUGUUCAUUAGCAGGAAGCUCCUCAACGCCAAACUGAACGAGUGCUCGCCCACAAACGCGGCCGACAAGCUGGAAUGUAAGCGUCGGCGCACGGAGCGCAUCCGGCGCGAGCGUCUGGACUGCGGCCUGGCGCCGGGGGGGGGCGACGGGGGGGACGGGAGGAGGCAGCGGCCGAGGGCCAACAGCCAAUCGGACCCCAUCCGGAGGGGCCGAGGGAGACCCAAGACCGUCGGACUCAAGAAACAGGACGAUGACAAAGAGAAACAAGAGAAGGAAGUGGACGUGUACGCGGGCCUGUCAGACGAGCGAGCCUUCGUGUUCUCCGUGGCCUUGGCUGAGAUCAACCGCAAGAUCCUGGCUCAGACGCUCAUCUUGUAGCCGUCCGCAACGAGGACGCGAAGCGGCGGCGGACAUUUACGAGGACUUUGGAUUGAGGAGUUGAAGCGAUCUUACACAUACUUGGCAAUAAACGACAACGCCGCGCUGAAAAGUUUCGACAAACUGUCAAAAUGCAUCUCGUUUGCGAGUUCCCUUCGAGCUCCUCCCCCUCGCGCAAAGGUCGAUUCGAGGCAACUGCACGGUUCUCGUCGUCACCUUUUAAUCCAAAGGGUUUGUUCAGUUCGAAGACUUGAGCUGUUGGCUGUGAGCUCCUUAUAUGGGGCUCAGUGGGUGUGGCCGCCAUGUUGUUUGGAGCAGUCCAACCAACAGUUGCUUGAUUGGACCAAGACCUGGAUGACUUGGGAAUGGACACAGCUCUACUCCCCCCCCCCCCCCCGCCAUGAAUCCAUGUCAGGCCUUGAGUCGCUCAACUCGUGGUUAGCGUGUUUUCCUCCUCGUCACCGUUGAUGUCAUUGACCUCCGUUGUAAAAAUAAAAAUGUUUGCAGCCGGGGGCGCCGCGCUUUGACCGAUGAGUCGAAUGGGGACAAAAGUUGCAUAUCACACACACACACACACACACAACACUCGUGUAAACAGUAACCGCACAGACACUUUGGACUUUUGGCAGUGUGGAAGUGCAAGCCAAAAGAAACUUCCACUUGCCUUUCACUCCACACAACAGCCGACACGACGUCACAGUGAGUACGCGCUUUCCCCAUUUAUAAUAUUUUUUACAAGUCCCCUAAUACGACAUAGACGAGAAUGAUCGAUGGAUUUAUCGAUUGAGCCUGACUUCAUAUUUUAUGAGGACAAAUGUACCACACACAUUCAUUCAUUUCCUGUCAUGUAUAUUGAACUCAUAUAUAUGUAUUUCAAUUUGAAGCUGAUAUUUUCAGGUUAAAUGACGAAAAGAAAAACCCCAUCUAAAAAAGCCGCCACAAAAUGCUACGAUCCAAAGAAAUUCCAGAACGGACGAGAAAUGAAGUCAUUGACAGCAAACGGCCUGCAAAGGGUUGCAAAAGCCAUUUCUAAAGCUUUACGAUUCCAGAGAACCAUCGGGAGAACCGUUAACCCUCACACGGAGAAAACACGGAACAGUGGCAAAUCUUCUCAGGAGUCGCCAGCUGGGCCAAAAUAUCUGCACAGGCAUGUGAAAGACUCAUUGGCAGUUAUAGAAAACGCUUGAUUUCAGUUGUUGCUGCUGACCAGUUCUUUGGUUUAGGGGGCCGUUACUUUUUCACACAGAGCAAGGGCGCUUUGAAUAGUUUCCUUUCCUUCAUCGAUAGAUUCACCAUUUAAAAACAGCAUUUUAUGGUCGCUUGGGUUAGCUUUGUCUGAUAUAUUUGUUCGAUGACGUUAAACAUUAAAAGUGGCAGAACUGUGAUUUGAGAAGGGUAUCGGGGCUUUUUUCACGGCACCGUAGAUGCACUCGAAAAAACGAAGAUCCAUGAAUGUCCACGUUUUGCCUUCCAGACAUGUUUGGUGGCCGCGUGCUUCUCUUCGUCUUCCUCUCAGGUAAAAAAAAAUGAAAGUGAAACGCAUU
Phycodurus eques (leafy seadragon) is the source of this 2187-nucleotide messenger RNA. It is a transcript of the gene hdip1, whose product is annotated as chromosome 2 C16orf87 homolog. The coding region runs from base 164 to 643 and encodes 159 amino acids. Lineage: Eukaryota; Metazoa; Chordata; Actinopteri; Syngnathiformes; Syngnathidae. The transcript has 4 exons. The record is from RefSeq and is a predicted model, not a curated record.